CUGCUGCCUGACAAACAGGAAACAACAACACUUUGGAUUUUCGUUUCCACACGACGUGCAAUUUAUUAUCGACCCCCAACAUGAAACAAUACCCGCUUUAAUAAGACGACUAAUUAAUAUAAUUUCCAUCCUUAUUCAGUGUGUGUGUGUGUGUGUGUGAACGUGUAUGUGUGUGUGUCUGUGUGUGUGUAACCUCCAGUGGAAAAAUAUGAAUUACAGCACUGCGCGGUGGACAUGCGCGGAGCUGCAGCGAAUAUGGCGGCUUGCAUCUGAUAGAAAGUGAGGAAUCUCCCAUCAAAAUACCCUGUUCAAACGGUCUCCUAGGUCUGUCUCCUGUCUCCUGUAGGUAAAAGCCUGUCUCACUUCCAUCGUCUGCAGCAGCAGGUUUAACUUUGCCGAUCAUGGGCCGAACACCACACAGAGAUCAAAAAGAGGAGAAGGAGAGACGAAGCAGCAUCACAGCAGGAUCUGCCCUUGAUAAAUCUAACGAACCAUUCAGUUGGGAAGACUAUCUGAGAGAAACGUCCUCCAUUGCAGCGUCGCCCACUUGUUUCAAACAGUCCAGAGUCCCCCCCACCAAUGACUUUAAAGCAGGUAUGAAACUUGAGGCCCGGGACCCCCGCAACUCUAACUCUGUGUGCAUUGCAACGGUGAUGGGCAUGAUGGGUACGCGUCUGCGUCUGCGCCUGGACGGUAGUGACAACACCAACGACUUCUGGAGACUGGUCGACUCGUCAGACAUCCAACCAAUAGGAACGUGCGAGAGGAACGGGGACAUGCUGCAGCCACCGCUGGGUUUCAGGAUGAACGCCUCCUCGUGGCCCAUGUUCCUCCUGCGGACUCUGAGUGGGGCAGAGAUGGCUCCCGCCUCUGCUUUUAAAAAGGAACCAGCCAGCCCGGCUAAAAACUACUUCCAGCCCGGUAUGAAGCUGGAGGCGGUGGACAGGAAGAACCCUUACCUGAUUUGCCCUGCCACAGUGGGAGAGGUCAGAGGUCAGGAGAUUUUCAUCAUGUUUGACGGCUGGCGAGGUGCCUUUGACUACUGGUGCCCCUUCGAUUCGAGAGACAUCUUCCCUGUCGGCUGGUGCACCCUGACAAAACACAGCUUACAGCCCCCCGGGAACUUCUUUACCCUUCCUGGCGCUCUCCUCGCUCCCGUCUCUUCCACCUCAUCCGCCCUCACUACUCGACGCUCCUCUUCCAACUCCUCCUCCUCCAUGCAGAUGUCAUACCGACUGCCCAACCCUUUGCCCCCUCUCCCCGUGCGUAAGGGUGUCCGAGGUCGUCGUCCCAAAUCCCAGACUAUUGCUUUGUUAAAGGCAGCGGCUGAAGCUGCGGCGGCAGCAGCAGUAAAUGGAGCAUCACAGAGCCCUGCCAGAACUGGCUCUGAGGCUCAACUGGCCCCCAGACCACACAAGAAGAGAGGGCCCAAGCCUAAGAACAAGAAACCUCGGGUGGUGCAGUCCCUCGGGGCACCAUCAGUUACAGCUCCGCCUCCAGAGACCCGACUCAGCUCAAGCCACGUCUCAGCAGACAACAACCACAGCAACGGCUCAAGUGUGGUUUGCACAGUGUGCGUCUAUGUGAAUAAGCACGGUGACUAUGGCCCGCACCUUGACCGUAAUCUGGUGCAGCAGCUCCCGGACCACUUUGGUCCAGCUCCAGUCAACGCAGUGCUUCAGCAGGCGGUUCAGGCCUGCGUGGACUGUACGUACCAGCCCUCAGUGCUGCUGUCGUUCUUACAGAGCCAGUCUCACACAGGAGGAGAGGUCAUCAGAGUACGGUCAGAACACGGUAUCCGCUACGUGAAGCUGCCCUCUGCCUCCAGUACGUCUUCUGUGCUGCGGUUCCUGGAGAACAUGUGCCAACAUCUGGAGAGUGACAGUCUGUUCAGCUCGCAGCCGUUCAGCCCCUUCAACAACAACACUCGUUUCUACAACAGGACCAAGUCAGAACCACUGUCUCACACAGAGAACGGCGUGUCCAAUGACGAUCCUACGAAAGAUCCCGCUCCCAGCACUCGCUCCCUUCACACCACGUCAGACUACAGAACAACAAAGAAGGAGCGGCCAUAUUACCCUGGGCAGACACACACGCCGCCUCCUCUGCGACGCGUCAGCUCCAACCCGACCGAACUUGGCCCAGUGUGUGCACACAGACGAGUGGAAGCAGCUAGCUCAACAACAGGCCCAGACCAUUUGAAACAGGACAAGGAGGGUUCAGUGAACGACGCUUCUUCCUGGUCAGUUGACGAUGUCAUCCGGUUUGUCCAAGAGGCUGAUCCUCACACUCUUGGCCCACACGUCGAACUCUUCAGGAAACACGAGAUUGAUGGCAAAGCUCUGAUGCUGCUGCGUAGUGAUAUCAUUAUGAAGUACAUGGGAUUGAAACUGGGCCCGGCGCUCAAACUCUGUCAUCAUAUCGAGAAGCUGAAACAGGCCAAACAAUAGAGGAUGAAGGCGCUCUCUUUUCUCAAUGGCAACCAAACACACGAACAUGUAUUAUUCUACAGGGACAUGAUAUAGUGUAAAUCCACCUGAGCUGGGGGCGUAGCGUUCGUUGAGGACACUGAAGUCAAGUCCUUUGUGUGGCCUGUUUGCUUUUGUUUGUUUGUUUGUUUGUUUUUAUUCACAAUCUGCAAACAAGUUUACAAAUGAAAACAUCAACAAGCUCAUUUUUUUAAGGAUCAAGCUGUUUAAAUCUGACUACAUUUUGGCUAAUAAAUAAUAGAAUUUUAUUCUGGCCCGUGUAGAGAAGGUUAUCAAACUGCAUUUAGACCAUUGGGAAAUAAAAGUAACAGAAAGUUUUGCUGAAAAGUGUGACUGAGUAAAAACAGUAUGAAAAGUCUAUGUCAUGUAAUAAUGUAUAUCGGGGGACAUUCAACGUCAGUAUUUCUAAAAAUCCUGGCUAUGACUCUGACCUGAACAUGUGUUUUUCUUUUUUUUAAUUUACAGACCAUAGUGUACUUAAAUAUUAAAACAGAUACACCGUACAUGAAUUCAUCAUUUGCAUAAGUGUAAUUUGUAUCAUGUAUGUGAACACAGGCCUGAUUUUCUGUUCAUGUUAGUGUAUUAUUGCCUUCUUACGAACAACGUGAGUCCAUAAUUUAACAAACUUUUAAUUUACCUCUACAUUUCGACUUUUAGACACACACACACGCACAUGUAAACGCACACCGUGGGUUUGGCAGCUUUAUCUCUUCGGAUAUGCGGCUGUUGAAGUAUUUGUCUCCCGGUCAGAAGUUCAGGAUGGACGCUCUGCACUCAAGAUUGGGAAAGUUAGUUCAGGUACUGGCAGUGAGCGUCUCGCUGCAUCAUUUCUGACAAUGCAAUAAAGUUUCUGAAUCACAGCAUUAUUACUGUUACAGACUGUCAGAUUUUAAUUUUUGCAAGCCAGUGAAUGUAUGAAGUCAUGAGCAUUAUUACAAGCAGGUGUUAAACAACAGGAGUGCCGAUUUACGCCAAUGAUAAGUGAUGAAGGGUUUCAUUCCAAAUGAUGGAGAAGUUGCAUUGUUCCCUGUGGUCAGUCAUCAUAGAAGUGAUUCCUGAUUCCAAACACUGAUGUUCUUUUUUUUCUCUUUUUGACAAAAAUCAUGAAUUAACUUUGGCAGACUGGGCAUCACUUUUAUUUUUUAUUAUUGAAAGAAAAACGCUUCAUCACUUGUGAUGUGAUCUGUGUGUUUCGUAUGCUGGAAUAUAUUCACGUUGAACGGUUUCAGCUUGAGUCCUGAUAUAGCUACAUGAUUGUACUAUGCUUCGACAGUCACCCUAUCAAACACACAUACACCCAAGAUAUACAUGUACAAUGACUGGAAUACUCAAAGUACUGACAUUCAAAUAAAGAAAAGGCCAUUAACUUUCUAGUUUGAGUGCUGUACAGAACGUUAAAGUGCUCCUGGAAGAGUACGCGAUGGAGAAACUCUUUUGUAUAAAGUCAAGCCAAAAGGUUUGUUUUUGAUAUCAUUUUGUACUGUAACAAAGUGUAUCAACCUGUAUCAAGCGUAAGUGUAAUCAUUUUUUUUUUCUGCCUGAAAUAGUUUUUGUGUGCACCAUCAAAUAACUACCUACAGGACAAUGUUGUGUCUGAGUUAUUAUUUACAUGUCUCAAAGUAUUUAUCUGUUUUCAGUGGCAGAAAUACAAAUUUUCUGAACAUUUCAGAACCAUUUUCAAACCAAAUCAUGUGUGCUGUAGCUGCAUUUCACACUGUUGCUCUCCUGUAGUGGUAACAAGUUGAUACUUGAAUCUGUCUUGCUUUAAUGUGAACCUCAGGUUUUAGUAGUUUAGUAGCGAUGUUUUACAUCAUUAGCAUUUUGUGUUCAUUACUUCAACAUAGAGGGACUGCACAAUAACCAACUAUGUAUAUUUUUAUGCUUUGUCAUCUAUCGCUUUGCAGCAUUUCAUGUGUGUGUGUGUGUGUCUGUGUAUAUAAACAGACACAGACACACGCACACAAACACAUACACACGUGUGUGUACACUACUUUUUACUGUAUGUUCAAAAAAGAUGUUUGUUUCAUAUGUUUGGUAUGCAUUCACACAAUUAAACAUUUGUUUACAUAACCUUAGUGUUUGAGACCACUGCACAAGGCCGAGGUGGCUACUAGCCAGUUUUCUUUACAAAAGCCUAAUCUAGUCAUUGUCAACCUUUUUGACAUUUGACUCCUUAAAGCAAAGGAACAUGUA
Molecule: messenger RNA, 4682 nt
Organism: Scatophagus argus
Lineage: Eukaryota; Metazoa; Chordata; Actinopteri; Scatophagidae
Gene: scml2
Product: Scm polycomb group protein like 2
Exons: 14
Coding region: 402-2450 (682 amino acids)
Biological process (GO): regulation of DNA-templated transcription
Cellular component (GO): nucleus
Molecular function (GO): protein binding
Source: RefSeq, a predicted model, not a curated record